Maylandia zebra (zebra mbuna) is the source of this 2372-nucleotide messenger RNA. The record is from RefSeq and is a predicted model, not a curated record. Lineage: Eukaryota; Metazoa; Chordata; Actinopteri; Cichliformes; Cichlidae.
UCCGGUUAAUGUCACUGGUUCAACAGCAGUGGACAACAGCACAGGAGUUGAGGGGGAGGUCCGCCUGAAAUUCAAGAAAAUGUUCGCUUGGUUAAUGGAGGAAACGGCUCCUGCUCUGGCAGGGUGGAGAUCUUCCACAGUGGGCAAUGGGGGACAGUGUGUGAUGAUUCUUGGGGCCUGGAGGAUGCUCAGGUGGUAUGUAGGCAGCUGGGUUGUGGUAGGGUCCUCUCUGCACCAACUAAUACACAAUUUGGACAAGGCACAGGGCCUAUCUGGAUGGAUGAGGUUGGAUGCACAGGAGGGGAAAUCAACCUAUUCGAGUGUCAUCACUCAGGGUUAGGAUCUCAUGACUGCAGCCACAAAGAAGACGCUGGUGUCAUCUGUCAAGACCCUGGAUUUCCUUAUUCCACACCUGCGUCAAGAACACAGACCUCUCCAGCUUUUCGGGUUAAUGUCACUGGUUCAACAGCAGUGGACAACAACACAGGAGUUGAGGGGGCGGUCCGCCUGGUAAAUAGCAUUCAUGGCUCCUGCUCUGGCAGGGUGGAGAUCUUCCACAGAGGCCAGUGGGGGACAGUGUGUGAUGAUUCUUGGGGCCAGGAGGAUGCUCAGGUGGUAUGUAGGCAGCUGGGCUGUGGUAGGGUCAUCUCUGCAUCAACUAAUGCACGAUUUGGUGCAGGCACAGGGCGCAUAUGGAUGGAUGAUGUGCAUUGCACAGGCAGGGAAUCCAACCUAUUUGAGUGUCGACACUCAGGGUUAGGAUCUCACAACUGUGGCCACAAUGAAGACGCCGGUGUCAUCUGUGAAGAAAUUCAGGUAAAUGUUCGCUUGGUUAAUGGAGGACAUGGCUCCUGCUCUGGCAGGGUGGAGAUCUUCCACAGAGGCCAGUGGGGGACAGUGUGUGAUGAUUCUUGGGGCCUGGAGGAUGCUCAGGUUGUAUGUAGGCAGCUGGGCUGUGGUAGGGUCCUCUCUGCAUCAGCUAAUGCACGAUUUGGUGCAGGCACAGGGCCCAUCUGGAUGGAUGAGGUUGGAUGCACAGGCAGGGAAUCCAACCUGUUUGAGUGUCGACACUCAGGGUUAGGAUCUCACGACUGCAGCCACAGUGAAGACGCUGGUGUCAUCUGUCAAGACCCUGGAUUUCCUUAUUCCACACCUGCGUCAAGAACACAGACCUCUCCAGCUUUUCGGGUUAAUGUCACUGGUUCAACAGCAGUGGACAACAGCACAGGAGUUGAGGGGGAGGUCCGCCUGGUAAAUAGGAUUUAUGGCUCCUGCUCUGGCAGGGUGGAGAUCUUCCACAGUGGCCAGUGGGGGACAGUGUGUGAUGAUUCUUGGGGCCUGGAGGAUGCUCAGGUUGUAUGUAGGCAGCUGGGCUGUGGUAGGGUCCUCUCAGCACCAACUAAAGCACGAUUUGGACAAGGCACAGGGCCCAUCUGGAUGGAUGAGGUGUCAUGCACAGGCAGGGAAUCCAACCUAUUCGAGUGUCGCCAGUUAAGGUUUGGAUCUCACAACUGCGGCCACAAUGAAGACGCCGGUGUCAUCUGUGAAGAAACUCAAAGGAAUGUUCGCUUGGUUAAUGGCAAUUAUGGCUCCUGCUCUGGCAGGGUGGAGAUCCUCCACAGAGGGCAGUGGGGGACAGUGUGUGAUGAUUCUUGGGGCCUGGAGGAUGCUCAGGUGGUAUGUAGGCAGCUGGGCUGUGGUAGGGUCCUCUCUGCACCAACUAAUGCGCAAUUUGGGCAAGGCACAGGGCCCAUCUGGAUGGAUGAGGUUGGAUGCACAGGCAGGGAAUCCAACCUGUUUGAGUGUCAACACUCAGGGUUAGGAUCUCACAACUGUGGCCACAAUGAAGACGCUGGUGUCAUCUGUCAAGACCCUGGAUCUCCUUAUUCCACACCUGCUUCACUACCACAGACCUCUCCAUCCACCCCGGUAGAUGUCACUGGUUCAACAGCAGUGGAUAACAACACAGGAGUUGAGGGGGCGGUCCGCCUGGUAAAUAGGGGUUACGACUCCUGCUCUGGCAGGGUGGAGAUCUUCCACAGUGGGCAGUGGGGGACAGUGUGUGAUGAUUCUUGGGGCCUGGAGGAUGCUCAGGUGGUAUGUAGGCAGCUGGGCUGUGGUAGGGUCCUCUCCAUGCCAACUAAUACACAAUUUGGUGCUGGCACAGGGCCCAUCUGGAUGGAUGAGGUGUCAUGCACGGGAAGAGAAGCCAACUUGCCUGAGUGCCACCACUCAGGGUUUGGAUCUCACGACUGCAGCCACAAAGAAGACGCCGGUGUCAUAUGUGAAGGUAAAUUUUAGCAGCUGGAGAGUUUAUUUUACCAAUAUGGAAAUAUUAUGUUUGAUCUACAUUAACCUCCUAAGACCCGAAC